AUGGCGACAGAUGUCACUGGCUUAAACAAUGUUCUGCAACUGACCGAAGGUAUCCAAACACUAGGAACGAUUCGCUGGGAGCUAUUACUAGGGGAAUUGGCCACCUCCAUCGUCAUCUUUCUUUGUCUUUUCAAAGGAAUUCACUCCUCAGGAAAGGUGAUGUACGUGAUGGCCACAAUUCCCUACGUGUUCCUCACAGCUCUGUUGAUCCGGGGUUUUACGCUCCCAGGGUCCUUACAGGGACUCAAGUACUACAUGGUGCCUCGAUGGGAGGAACUCCUCAAAUUAUCAGUUUGGGUGGAUGCCGCAGCACAGACAUUCUACUCUCUAAGUCUGCCUUCUGGAGCUCUGAUCGUAUUGGCCAGCCACAACAAAUUCCACAACAACAUUUAUAGGGAUGCUAUAAUAAUCCCGAUGUUUGAUGCCUUCACCAGCUGGUUCGCUGGAUGCGUUAUAUUUGUAACACUCGGAUACAUGGCGCAGAAGGCCAACCUGUCAAUGGAGGAUGUAAUCGAUCAGGGUCCUGGCGUGGCGUUCAUAGUAUACCCAGAGGCCUUGUCUACUCUGCAGCUCCCUCAACUAUGGUCUGCUCUCUUCUUCCUUAUGUUGUUUACAGUGGGAUUGGACUCGCAGAUUGUUCAAAUCCAAAUCCUGUACACAGGACUAACAGACAAAUGGCCGAGUACAUUCGGCCGUCAUGGACUAUUGACUCUAGCUGUCAUUCUAGUGAUAUCCGGGGUAUGCGGUAUAGUAUUCGUCACGCAGGGUGGUAUGUACGUAGUACAGCUGACAGACUGGUACCUUUCGAGUGUGUCAAUCCUGUUACUAGUAGGGACGGAAGUUAUUGUUUUAGCCUGGAUAUACGGAUACUUCAGACCAAAUCUUGACCAGGUCCUAGCUCCUGUCAUUCCUACAGAAGAAGAAUGA
This is a messenger RNA of Pecten maximus, 927 nucleotides long. RefSeq names its product sodium- and chloride-dependent betaine transporter-like. Gene Ontology annotation, cellular component: membrane. Gene Ontology annotation, molecular function: L-amino acid transmembrane transporter activity. The coding region runs from base 1 to 927 and encodes 308 amino acids. NCBI's taxonomy places the organism in Eukaryota, Metazoa, Mollusca, Bivalvia, Pectinida, Pectinidae. The record is from RefSeq and is a predicted model, not a curated record. Gene Ontology annotation, biological process: sodium ion transmembrane transport. The transcript is spliced from 9 exons.